Phytophthora nicotianae INRA-310 is the source of this 1967-nucleotide messenger RNA. RefSeq lists its product as hypothetical. The transcript has a single exon. Gene Ontology annotation, molecular function: metallocarboxypeptidase activity; zinc ion binding. The record is from RefSeq and is a predicted model, not a curated record. The coding region runs from base 258 to 1853 and encodes 531 amino acids. Gene Ontology annotation, biological process: proteolysis. NCBI's taxonomy places the organism in Eukaryota, Oomycota, Peronosporomycetes, Peronosporales, Peronosporaceae.
GCACUGCAGACGCUUCGAGGAUUGUUCAGUUCUCAGAUUUUGGUUAUCUACUCAGCAAGGGCCGUUCAACAUGAGCAGCGACUGGUUUUGGGGACAUCGUCUUUCAGGGAUGACGAUCGAUGAUCACUGUCGAGAUGGGGGUCAACAAGCAGCACUAAUCUGAGUGUGCAGUAAGUGCACAGCUGGGAUUUAUAGAGGUAGGACGCCUUUCAAACAUCAGUUGUGAAUUUGCGGUAUUCCCGUCAGGUUUGAAUACGAUGAAGGUAUCAGCGUUGCUGGCCGCGCUGGUUGCCGUAGCCAUCAGCAUUUCGAUUCCACCCACUGCUUCAGCGGCAGUCACCACUUUCGCGGAACGGUCGUACGGCGAGAUUGUAGAGUUUCUCCUGGAGCUCGAAACCAAGUAUGAGGAAUACGCUGAAGUAUUCAGCGUACAGGACAAGUACGACCUACCCAAGCACAAGGAAGUGGAUUGCAAUCGGAACCACAAGACGGUACCAUGCGAGCAGUACGUGAUCAAGAUCACGGAUGAGGCAACUUUGCCGGACCCCGAGCGACCCGAGUUGAUCUUCAGUGGUGCUGUGCACGGCAAUGAAAGAGUAGGUCCACAGGUUGUUGUUGCGCUGGCGGAGCUCUUGCUGUCGCACGCAAACAGAACGGAUGGCAACCCGUGGCUACAGCACCUCGUCAAGACUCGUACAAUCGUGAUCGUGCCAACCGCUAACGCCUACGGCUACAAUCACAACGUCCGGGAGGAACUUGAUGUUGAUCCAAAUCGUGAUUUCCCGUACAAUUUGGGUGAUGACGAGGAAUGUAUGGUGACCACGGCUGCACGUGCACUUAACGAACUGUGGCGAGACCAUUUGUUCCAGCUUGGCAUCACUUUCCACGCUGGUAUGGAAUGCAUAACUUACGAGUGGGGAGGCAAGAAUCAUGUCAAAGAGUCUGGCAAAAGUGAGAAGAGUCCUGACGAUCGUAGUCAGCAACAACUCUCGCGCAUUAUGUCUCGAUUUGGAGGUAAAUUUGAAGAGAGCGGACAGUAUUACCCAGACGGCACUAUGAAUGAUGUUGUGUAUGCUGUGGACGGUGGAAUGGAAGACUGGGGAUAUGCAGCGUCUUGGGAGAACGAGUUUACAACUCCGAAGCCCAUUAAAGAGUGCAACCCGCCAAGUUUUGGAGGAUACCCAGCCGAGAAGACCAGGUACAACAACGCUACCCACCGUGCGUUUAAUGUCCUGAUCGAGGCCAGCGACAGUAAGCAGCCGAAUGCAACAAACUGGGGAGAUAGCUUGACGCUAUCGGACGAAGCAUUGAGUGACUAUUUACCAGCGACAGCAAUGGUGGGCCACGUUCCUCGUAAUGUUCGCUUGUCACUGCUGUAUAUCGAUCUGGUGCAGCCAUAUCUUCUCUGGAAGACGUACCCGCACAACACCCCCAUUAAGGAAACUGUAACUUUUAAUUGGGAGGUAGCGGGGGCUAUCACGGUGGACAGCACGCAGUUGAAGGUUUGGUCCGAUGAUCCUGCUAAUGCCACCCUUACACAGUCUCAAAAAGGUGUCACGCGAUGGUAUCACGAGGAUCUGGGUCUGGAAGUGGGAACCAACAACAAGGGUUCGUUCAACGCUGAUGUCGAAUUCCCGGCAGCUGGAACGUACUACGUCCAGGCGAUUGCCACAGUCGACCAGGACUGGGCUACUCAAGGCACUGGUGAAGACAUUCCAGUGCCCAAGAUUAAACCGCAAGCGCAUAUUGUGAAUGUUCGAACCAACGAUGACUGGUUGUAUUCAAACAACGGCCGGGUCGUGCGAGGGCAAACAGUAUGGACUUCGUACAUGGUGAAGAUCGUCGUGUCCUAGUGUUCCUAGUGAAUUGUCAAGAUUUGUCUAGGAAACACUUGUCAAACGCAAAACCAAUUUGCCAACGAUAAAGGCGUUUGUUAUCAAUGCUCAUCGCCGCAAGGAAACCCUCUC